Molecule: messenger RNA, 936 nt
Organism: Brassica napus (rape)
Lineage: Eukaryota; Viridiplantae; Streptophyta; Magnoliopsida; Brassicales; Brassicaceae
Product: high mobility group nucleosome-binding domain-containing protein 5-like
Exons: 4
Coding region: 1-936 (311 amino acids)
Source: RefSeq, a predicted model, not a curated record
AUGGAUGAAGGGACUUAUGAAGACUUGGAGCUGAUAGAUGAUUCAGAUACGCCAUACAGAGUUGUUGACAGUUGGAACAAGAUUCUACUAGAACCAGGGAGUAAAAUUUUCUGGCCGGAUCUAUUCGAGAUGGAUGUGAGAACCCGAGAGCAACAAGAGCAAGCAGGAGGUGAGGAAGGAGGUGAGGAAGGGGGCGAGGCAGGGGGCGAGGCAGGAGGCAAGGCAGGGGGAGAGGCAGGAGGCGAGGCAGGAGUUGAAGUAGGGGGCGAGGCAGGGAGCGAGGCAGCAAAAGUAGAGGAGUUGGAACAAGACAAGAUUCAGAGAGAAAGUUGGCCAUUCCAGUUUGGUGAAGCUGAAACCGGAUAUGCUUCAGGAGGCAGAAGAAGAGAUAAGGAUGGUGAUGAAGAGGCUGAGAUGCAUGGUGAUAAGGAGGGUGAUGAAGAGGCUGAGAAGCAUGGUGAUAAGGAGGGUGAUGAAGAGGAUGGUGAUGAGGCAGAGGCUGAGAAGGAUGGUGAUGAGGCAGAGGCUGAGAAGGAUGGUGAGAAACAGAUUGAGGCAGAGGCUGAGAAGGAUGGUGAGAAAGAUGGUGAGAAACAGAUCGAGGCAGAGGCUGAGAAGUUGAUGCAAGAUACUGAAGAGAGAUUUGAUGAUGAUGGAGAUGAGCAAUCUACACUUCAAAUUAUGGCAGACACUGCAGUGAGAUUUGAGAAGGCUGCUGCGGAAAAAGCUGUUGCGGACAAGACAAAUGAGGUUGUGGAUGAUGAUGAUGCUUUGGAGAAGGAAGGUGAGGUUAGAGUUGAUGAUGCCUUAGAGAAGGAAGGUGAGGUUGGAGUUGAUGAUGCUUUAGAGGAGGCAGCUUUGGUUGGAGUUGAUGAGAUGCCAAAGAGGGUGCCCAAGCGUUCUCAUUUGUUGAGGUCUCCUUUUACGCCAAACUGA